Rhizophagus irregularis DAOM 181602=DAOM 197198 is the source of this 549-nucleotide messenger RNA. RefSeq lists its product as uncharacterized. NCBI's taxonomy places the organism in Eukaryota, Fungi, Glomeromycota, Glomeromycetes, Glomerales, Glomeraceae. The record is from RefSeq and is a predicted model, not a curated record.
AUGUUUGGAUCCACCGCUGAUGAUGAGUGUUUCAAUGAAAUAAUCAAUUCUCAAACAAAUAAUGGUAAUUUCAAAUGUCGUGAAUUAAUCUCUGGGCCAUUCAAGAUUAAACUCUCGGAAAAAAAUAUUGACUCUCUUAAAAAUUAUGCUGAGAAAUUGUGUUUAAGACGCCUUGAAAACAGCGUUUGGAUAACAUCGCUGAUUAUUGUUUAUUUCGAAAUAGUUCUUGCUAAAUAUAAAUCUGAUUCUAAAUGGUCUUCAGCCUAUAAUAGUGCAAAGAACUUGGUUCAACAAAGUGUACGUAAUCAUAAAUAUGAAAAAGAAUUACAUGAUGCUUGCGAAAAAUAUCUACUCAGAUUAGAUAUACAGAUAGAGGAAGGUUCUGCAACUAAUGCAAAUGAAAAUGAAAAUGUAAAAAGCUCUGCAAAAACACCUGCUUCAACUGAACUUGAAUCGCCAGAUGAUUUACAAAAGAUUCAUGAUCAUUUGCCUGAAGCUUCACUUACGCUUUACAAUAGACUUGGUGAGAAUGAAGACAAAGUAGCUUGA